AUGAAAAAUUUUUUAACGAAAAUUAUAGAAAAUGCUUUUAAACGAAACGACGAAAAGAAAAUUAAACAACUGUUUCACUUCAUCAAUCAUACAAAGGAAAAAUGUAAUAUCCAUAUAAAACAGGAAGAUGUUGUACAUGUCAUUUCAAAAUAUGGAAUAUAUAUAAACCUUUUAGAAAAUUAUUAUUUAACAAGAAAUAUUACAAAUGACAAUAUUUAUGAUUCAAAAUCCUUUUAUAAUAAAUGUAAAGAAGAAAAUUUUAUAAAUUUUAUGGAUAUAAAAACUAACCAAUUCAUAAAUAUUAAUAUAAAUGAUAAACAUAACAUAUACAAUAAAAAUCAAACCUUGUAUAAUCAUUAUUAUCAUGGAAAACAAAAAAAGAAAAAAAUAUUAAUAGACCCAUAUCAUAAUUAUCACAUUAUAAAUAUAAAAAAAUUUCUUUAUUACAGUAAAUUGUAUUUUAACUCUUUUUUUCACAUAUAUUUUAAAUCUAUACUCAAAGAAACACAAUCUAAUAAAAGAAAUAUUAAAAAUUAUAUAUAUCUAUUUCAUUCAUUAUGCUUGUUAAAUUAUAAAGAACAAAAACAAAUAUCCAAAUAUAUUUUUGAAACAAUGAUUACAAACAUUAUAGAAACAAAUCAAUAUUAUUUAAAUCAUAAAAGAGACAUCAAACCGAACACAAAUAAUACCAAACAUUUAUUUAAUGAUGGACAUCCAUUAUGUAGUAAUACUUUAGUAGAACUUGUGACCGUCAUAAAUAAACACAUCGACAAGCUGCAAAUGUGGGGAAUUAAUAUUAAUAUUGUACAACUAUUAUGUCUCCAUUUGUACAAUUAUGUUUUUCAUUCUACCUUUUUUAUAAUAAAUUGGAAACAUGGGAAAAUGGAAAGAGAAACAAAUGUUCACGUGGAAAAUGAUAAAUUAAAAAUUUGUCAGGCGAAAAGUGGUAAAUUAAAAAUUUGUCAGGUGAAAAGUGAUAAAUUAAAUAAUGUUCAGGUGAAAAGUGAUAAAUUAAAUAAUGUACAGGUGAAAAGUGAUAAAUUAAAUAAUGUACAGGUCAAAAAUGAUAAAUUAAAUAAUGUUCAGGUGAAAAGUGAUAAAUUAAAUAAUGUACAGGUCAAAAAUGAUAAAUUAAAUAAUGUACAGGUCAAAAAUGAUAAAUUAAAAAAUGUACAGGUCAAAAAUGAUAAAUUAAAUAAUGUACAGGUCAAAAAUGAUAAAUUAAAUAAUGUACAGGUCAAAAAUGAUAAAUUAAAUAAUGUACAUGUCAAAAAUGAUAAAUUAAAAAUUUGUCAGGUGAAAUUUUUUCAAAAUAAAUCUGAUGUAGAAGAAAAUGUCCAUGUACAUGAUUGCACACCUUACGAUUCAUCGUUCCUUGGAAAUCUCUCAAAUGUGGAGAUACAAAUCAGCAACGAUGAGGAAACAAAAGAAAUAAAUAUAAAUGAACUGAAACUUUUUUAUAAUUCUACAUUUAUGGAUAUAUCCAAUUUUGUAAGUAUUGUUUAUUUUUUGAAAAAGUAUUAUAAUAAUAAUGCUUUUUUUGUCAGAAAUAAGAAAUGGAAAGAUCCAAUUGAAGGAGACCAUUUAAUGAGUCUUAUAGAUAAAAGAAUUGUUUAUAUAUAUUCACAUAUAUAUGUGUGUAAUUAUCCCUUAUCAUAUUUAAAAAGGUGUAUAGAAUGGAAGUGUUUAAAAGAUAAGGUAAAGGAAAAAGUAGGAAUAGAAGAUAAUUUAGAUAAAACAUUUAAUUUUAUAAAUUAUAACAAUAUAGAAAACGAAUUAAUUAAAAAGAAUAAUUUUUUAUUUUCCCAUAAAAAAAAAAUAUUAUAUUAUUAUAAUAAUAUAUAUUCAGAUAUAACUUAUUCAUUAUAUUCGAAUACACAUUUGUUAAUGUUAAAUAUUUAUAUUUCCCACUUUGAUAAAUUAUUAAAAGAUACAUUUCAAAAAAAAUUUGUACUUUUUCAAUACAACAUGAUGAUUAUUAUAAAAUUUGUAAAAUUUCUAUCCACAAUUUGUUUACGUCAAAAUGAUGAUAUGUUUUGUCAUUUUAAUAAAAUAAUAUAUUAUCACAUUUCUUAUUGUAAAUCAUUAAUUUGUUUAAAAGAACAAAAUGAUAAAUAUAAUCACAUUAAUGAUAUGAUGUGUGUGUAUUAUCAAUUCUUUGAGUUCUUAUUAAAAUAUUACAUAACUUUUUUAUGUACCAACAAUUUAACUUUUCUUUUGUCUUUUUUUUCUGACUUGUUCAGGCAAAAGGGAAAUAAAAUAAAGGAAUUAAAAUGGGUUGUUUUAACAAAUGAAGAGAUAAUAAAUAGGAUGAAGAGGAAUUCAUUGUGUAUGUCUUAUCACAAAUGGGAUGAUGAAAGUGUAUCAAUUGUUGAUACUAUUUGUGAUAAUAAAUUAUAUAUGGAUAAAUUAUAUAUGGAUAAAUUAUAUAUGGAUAAAUUAUAUAUGGAUAAAUUAUAUAUGAAUAAAUUAUAUAUGGAUAAAUUAUAUAUGGAUAAAUUAUGUCAGCUGUAUAAUAAAGAACUAUAUUGCGACUCACACAAAAAACCAUUUGGUAUGAAUUCAUUAAAUGAUCGUCUUAAAAAUAAAAUUAUAAAUAAAAGACAUGUAUACAAUAUAUGUAAUUCAUAUAUACAAUUAGAACAUUACGAUGAAAGGUUUAUAAGUUUAGUGUCAGCAUAUACUAAAUUAAAUCUUGUCAAAUUAAAUAAUAAAGACAUAACAGCAGUAGUUUAUUUUUUUUAUAAGAUGAAAUAUAAAAAUAUAGAAAUAGCUGGAAAUAUCAUGACUCAUAUUGAAAAGACAUUUAUACAAUAUAAUAUGAAUGAAAUAUAUAUAAUAUUAAAAUAUUAUUUUGAAUUAUACAAUUUUUUAAAAAAGAAUAUUUCGAAUAUAUUAAGUCAUGUUUUUUUUUACAUUUUUUCCUGUUAUUAUAUAGAUAAGUUUAUAUUAUUAGAUGAUCAUUAUUCGUUAUGUCUUACAGACAAGGAAGGAAUAAAAAGAAAAGAGAAGGACAAAAAAGAAGAUAUAUUAAAAAGAAGUCAUUUUUUAGAACACCAUAAUAUGAACAUAUCACAUUAUAUAAAUGAGUUGAGGAACUUAUUUUCUUCUUUAAAUUACAAGAUAAACAUAUUAUAUAAUGAAGAAAAUAAAUCAAUAGAAAUACAAAAUAAUGAUAAUAUAAAUUAUGAGAUAAAUGAAAAACAGAUAAAUAAAAUUCUUUUAAAUAUUCUUAUGAAAGGAGAAAAAAAUAAGGAAGGAAAAAGAAAUAUAUUUCAUUAUCAAAUAUAUAAGGACAAAAAUUUUGUAAAAUCCAUUUUAAAUAUUUUAUUACUUAUAUCCAAAUAUAAAAUGAAAAAGCAGUACAUGUUAUAUGAUAUGAGUUAUCUAACUUUUAUAAAACAGGAAAAAUAUAAUAAUAUGUUACAUGUAUACGACUGGGCAAGUCUUAUAACAAGUCACUGUAAACUAAAAUAUAAUCCUCCUUAUGUCGAGAAAUAUAUUUUGAUUUUCUACAAUAUUUUAACAAAACAAGAUAAAAAAAUAACAGAGGAUAUUAAAAACAAUGAUCCCAAUAAUAAUUAUGAUAAACAUUAUUGUACUGAACAGAUGAUGAGGGUAAUUAACUCUUUGUGUUGUCAUUUAAAAAAUAUGAACCUCAAAAAUAAGGUGUUAAUAUAUAAUUU
Plasmodium reichenowi is the source of this 3686-nucleotide messenger RNA. RefSeq lists its product as hypothetical. Lineage: Eukaryota; Apicomplexa; Aconoidasida; Haemosporida; Plasmodiidae. The record is from RefSeq and is a predicted model, not a curated record. The transcript has a single exon. The annotation marks the transcript as partial.